This is a messenger RNA of Dicrocoelium dendriticum, 1526 nucleotides long. Lineage: Eukaryota; Metazoa; Platyhelminthes; Trematoda; Plagiorchiida; Dicrocoeliidae. The record is from the annotation of a GenBank genome assembly.
AUGCUUCCAAUCGCCGCAUCUAUUCGCCUUUUAAACAAGCAGCGAAUUCAAUACAAUCCUGGCGAUUGUGUUGCCCUCUUGUGCCAAAAUUCCGAUAUUGACGUUGAGUGGUUGCUGGCCCGUAUCGAUCCAGACCCCCUUCCCCACGUGAACUCUCCUUUCGUCCUCGAGUGCACCACGAAAAGGCUGGCUUCUUCAUGCCUACCUGUAGGACAACCCGUCACUUUGCGUCUUCUGCUCACACACUUAUUCGAAUUGAACGUACCUGUGACGCGACGUAUAACGCAAACACUUGCAGAAUGCUGCCAUCCGUCAAGUGAAUUCGCCAAACGUCAGGCUACGCGAUUGCUUCAGCUAUCUAGCCGUGAGGGCACCGAUUUAUUCGAACGAUGCAUCCGGCAGGCAAACGUUGGCUUGCUUGAUUUGUUGAAUUCCUUCCCCGCUUGUCGCGUAACCCUAGCUCGUUUAUUUGAGCUCCUCCCACGGCUCCGCCCUCGUUUAUACAGUCUGGUUGGUUUAGAUAGUGAUCAGGAUGAGAAUGGCGAACAGAUUUUGCGACUGUUAUUCACCCGCAUUGAUGUGUCUUAUGCUGACGGGUGUACCCCGAUGGGGUUGCGACGGUACACCCAUCGAACCCAUGGAGUAUGCACUGGGUGGCUCGAGCGCAUGUGGCUUGGGCGGGUCACAUUCCCUCCUUUUAUGAACUUGUAUCUGCGGCAAAAUUUGACGGGAUUUCGAGCCCCAGACGACGUGCGGCGACCAGUAAUCAUGAUCGCCUCCGGUACUGGACUGGCGCCUUUUGUCGGUCUCUUACGCCGUCGCAAACAGUUGAGACAGAAUUCAGCAGACCCCGGCAAUCUGUGGCUUAUCUUUGGCUGCCGCUCACCUAUGACAAGUUUCCUCAUGACUGCAGAAUUUAACGACUUUAUGGCGGAAGGUUUGUUGCAUCGGUGCUGUCUAUGCUUUUCUCGGUACCACGUGGAUGUCACACAACCUCAAUUACCGAAGAGUUUCCCGAAACAUCUACGCCUGGGAUCUUGCGUCCACCGCAGUACAACCGCACGAUAUGUGCAGCACUGCAUCAUACCACUGCAGGACGAUACUGUCAGUGAAAGUGUCGAUACACUUACAGAGGAUCAAAUAGAAUUGGCCGAAUGGAUCAUUAACCGAAACGCUGUUAUCAUGGUGUGCGGUGAAGCACGAGAAAUGGCACCCGCAGUUAGGUCAGCCUGGAUCACUCUGCUUACGAAAUACCUCAGCCGAUACAGUACACCAUUAUCUGCAUCCAGGACUGACUUUGUCUCUGGCGAUGAAUAUUUCAAGCGCAUGUGCGAGGAAAAGCGAUACUUGGAGGACAUUUGGACUUGACGUUUUCUCUAACCAAACUAUAGUGUGAUAGAUUUUCAAGCGCCAUGUUCGGAUUCUGGAAUAAGAUGCACUGAAGUUCUUUCUCCCAAUCCGAACAACAACAACAACAACAACCUCCCGUUUUUGCCUUGUAAUGGCAUUUUGUACAGACAUUCAUU